This is a messenger RNA of Fusarium sp. VM40, 2487 nucleotides long. The record is from the annotation of a GenBank genome assembly. Lineage: Eukaryota; Fungi; Ascomycota; Sordariomycetes; Hypocreales; Nectriaceae.
AUGGAGGAGAACCAGUCAUUUAGGAGCUCCAAGAUGAGUCGACUACCUGCGCCUACGUCGAUGUCAAUGUCAACACACGGAGGUCUCACAGAAUGGAACGAUUCGCAGCACAACGCCCGCAUUCAAUCGACGGUAAACUCAUUGUCGGCUCUCAAGAACCUCAAGCGCGAGAUCCCUCAGCCAGGUAAAUCAGUCGAGACGUGUACGACGGCUCUUUCUGACUUUGACAAAGCAUCGCAAUCCGAUCCCAAGCGCAAACCUCUAUCCGAUCGCGCCCUUGAAUAUCCUUCAAAACAAUCACUUGCUACUGGUACCACAACAUCGACGUUUAGAUCCAAUAUGAGGCCUCAAAGCCUGGCCGGCAUGUCUUCGGGGCUCAAGCAACCAUCAGUAGCCCAGCCACGUUACGGCGCAACCUCAGCAGCCGGCUUCAACAAGGGCAUGCAGACUACUCGACAAGCCCCAUCGACAACAGCUUCGCGAAUCAAUGGGCGCGCUGUCAACGGCCAUGCGCGAUCAAAGAGUCAAGCACCUCGACCACGUACGGUACAUGGCGUCCGCGCAGAAGAACAGCUCGAAUCUCCGACCGGCAAUGCAUGGGACGUUGACGGCCGAGUCGUCGAUAUGGAGUCUCAGUUCAAAGAACUUAAGGAGAUGGUCAACACUACUCUCAGCGAACGAAAAGGACAUGACGAUGCUCUGGAGCUUGCUAAAAAGCGAGUAAAAGAAUUAGAAGGCGACAGGGAGAAGCUUGACAUGAGAAACGAUGCACUAAAGUCUGAUCUCGACUCGGCAAGAGAGGAGGGACGCCAAAUUCGGCACGAAAUGGAGAAGAAUAAGUGGGAAUAUCAACGACAAGUGGACGACUUGGAACGAAAGCAUCGAGAAAAGAUGGACGACAUGUCAAGGCAGCAUCGAACAGCAGUCGACGAUCUUCGAAGGGAACUGGACCGAUUAAAGGAACAAGAGACAAAAGAUCACGAGCAACGAAUCGAGAGUCUCACCAGGAUGUACCAUCAAGAAUUGGCAGAGGAGCGACAGAAGAAGGACCGCGAAAUCCACGAACUACGAACUAGAAUGGGCAGUGAGCACCAGGAUAUGGGAAUGGCGAUGCAAAAGAAGGAUCGAGAACUCCAAGAGAUCAACUCCCAAGCGGAAGGUCUUCGAGGAGACCUCGAGCGAGAACGCGCAUUGAAGAACAGCCUCCAGACCAAUAUCGCUGAGCUAUCAGCGGCCAACACAACACUCGAGGCCAAGAUCAAUUCGCUGAAAUCCCAUGUCGAGUUUCUCGAAUCUGACAGCAAGGCUCAAUCUGACUCCUUCUCCAGUAUGGAGGCACGUCUACAAGAAGCCCUUCGAGUGGCCGAAGAAGCUCAAGAUAAGCUCAUUAAGGAGGAGACAGAGCGCCGAGUACUUUUCAACAAGUACCAAGAGCUCAAGGGCAAUAUUCGAGUCAUGUGUCGAGUACGACCCGCGCUUGGUAACGGUGAGGGUGAAGAGGCAAAGAUGUCGUUCCCUGAUGACAAGACCUCUGCUGAAAUCGUUCUGGCUGGCCCUGAGGAGAAGAGCAGCUUGGGACAGAUCACAAGGAAGAACUACCCCUUUGAGUUUGAUCGUGUUUUUGUGCCGGGUACGCAGAACCAGGAAAUUUUUGGUGAGAUCUCUCAACUGGUUCAAAGCGCUCUCGAUGGAUAUAACGUGUGUAUCUUCUGUUACGGCCAAACCGGAUCCGGAAAGACACAUACCAUGUCAUCAGAUGACGGUAUGAUCCCGCGUGCCACGCAUAUGAUCUACGACACCAUCACCAAGCUCAAGGAGAAGUCUUGGGAGUACACGAUGGAGGGCUCUUUUGUUGAAGUGUACAAUGAGGAGCUCAACGAUCUAUUGACACCCAACGACCGAUCUUCUGCGAGAAAGUUGGAGAUUCGACACGACGACAUCCGCAAGCAGACGAGCAUCACAAACUGCAAGUCGGUACGCCUUGAUAGCCCGACAAGUGUAGAAAUGAUGCUCGAAGAAGCGCAGAACAACCGAUCAGUCGCUGCUACCAAGGCCAACGAGCGGUCGUCACGAUCUCACAGUAUCUUUAUUCUCAAGUUAAUCGGAGAAAACGCAGCUACUGGAGAGCGAUGCGAGGGCACACUCAACCUGGUCGACUUGGCAGGUUCUGAGCGUCUCAAGCAUUCGCAGGCUGAGGGCGACCGAAUGAAGGAGACACAAAACAUCAACAAGAGCUUAAGCUGUCUGGGCGACGUCAUUGAGGCUCUUGGUCGAGGGUCAGGCCAUAUUCCCUACCGUAACUCCAAGUUGACACACUUGCUGCAGUAUAGCUUAGGCGGUAACAGCAAGACCCUGAUGUUUGUCAUGGUGUCACCACUUGAGACACAUCUGAAGGAAACGUUGACAAGUCUUCGAUUUGCAACAAAGGUGCACAACACUCAUAUCGGUACAGCCAAGGCCACCAAGAAGGUCCGUGAGUCGUCAUAG